Molecule: messenger RNA, 1938 nt
Organism: Haliotis rufescens (red abalone)
Lineage: Eukaryota; Metazoa; Mollusca; Gastropoda; Lepetellida; Haliotidae
Product: monocarboxylate transporter 12-like
Exons: 7
Coding region: 319-1662 (447 amino acids)
Biological process (GO): transmembrane transport; monocarboxylic acid transport
Molecular function (GO): monocarboxylic acid transmembrane transporter activity
Source: RefSeq, a predicted model, not a curated record
UUCUACAGAGACAAGUCACGCUCCCGAUCUGGUGUGGAGGGCGCAAUAACUCAUGUUACCAUGCCUUGUGUGCUGUGACAGGAAUGUUACUCAAUUGACUAGCUAUGUUCUGUGUCAAAACAUUUUUAUCGUUUCGAACUGAACACUUUUGUUCUCUAUCACAUUUAAAUUUGAUUUGAGACUUUAAAUGUAACGGAAGUGGAGUCCUUGUCUGCAGGAGGUGACAGUUGAUAUGUGACACAAACAGAGAACAAGAACACAUUUCACGUUGUAUAUAUACACAGAAGAAAGCUCCGCACAGAGUUGGGGUAGUUCAACAUGGAACUGGAAAAGAAAGAAGCUCUGCCUGACCUUGACCUGGCAACAUCCGACAAUGUCAGCCAGGUGUUCCUGGAGAAGGAUGAGGCCACGGUUCCAGAAGGAGGCUGGGGCUGGGUGUGUGUUAUCGGCCGCUUCUACACCCACUUCCUGCUGCUGGGGUCAAUGAGUGCAUUCGGAAUCAUUUACAUUGAACUUAUUGACUACUUUCACGCCAACAGGACCGAGGCGGCAUGGGUGGGGUCUCUGGCAGGCGGACUCAGCAUGUUUGUAGGUCCUCUGUCCGGGGUGAUGACUGAGCGCUAUGGAUGCCGCCUCACGACCAUGAUCGGAGCCACCAUAGCGUCUGUCGCCCUGUUUAGCAGCUGGUUCGCUAACGGUAUAGUGUACCUGUGCAUCACAUACGGAGUUAUAGCAGGUAGUGGAUUAGGAUUAACGUUUAUCCCCUCUGCAGUGAUUAUCUUCCAAUACUUUGACAAGAAAAGGGGUUUCGCCAGCGCUAUCGGGUCGACCGGGGGAGGUAUAGGGGCCAUGCUGCUCCCCCUGGUGUACACAGAGCUCAUCAAGGCGUUCGGCUGGAGGGGCACCAUGUGGAUCAUCUCCGGGCUCACACUGAACGCUGCGGUGUGUGGAGCCGUGUUUCGACAACCUGAUUAUUUAAAAAAACGCAAGCUCACCCGUGAAGUGGAAGAUGUCAACAAGAACUUAACACGGACACGCCAUCUUCAAGAUUUCUUUUCUGUCUUCAAGGACAUCCGGUUCUCGUUCUUUGCUCUGGGAACUUUGUUCUGCUACUUCGGGUACGGCGUCCCCAUCGUGCACAUGCCUGACCUCGCGCUGCAGAGCGGCGUGCGGAGGGAUGAAGUAGCGUACCUUCUGUCCAUCAUGGGUAUUGUGGGGGUGGUACUGAGAAUACCAGUCGCCUGGGUGAGUGACUUCCCCUUUGUCAGCAGGACACUCAUACUGGGCGUUGCCCUGCUGCUGUGUGGAGUGGGGACGUUGCUGUGUCCUUUCCUGACGUCGUUCCCCGCCUUUGCCGUGUAUUCCGCUGUACAAGGAGGCUGUAUGGGCAUAUGGGGUGCAUUCCUCGGCGUCAUAGUGGCGGACAUUGUUGGCCUGAAGAAUACCAACAGGGGCAUCGGCUUCCUCAUCUUCUCUGGAGGAGUAGCAACCAUCAUAUCAUCACCACUAGCAGGUUGGAUGUACGAUGUAACGGACAACUACCUUGCGUCGUUCUUCUUCGCCGGGGCCGUGUACAUAGCGUCGGGAGUCUGCACACUGGUUGUGUUUUGUAUAGAUUAUCAUCAUAAUAGACAGGCAUCGCACAAGAACAACUGUACAUGAACACGUUGUAUGUUGUCGUGGAAUACAAUACUCCCUUCCAGGUGUCGGCGGUCUCCUGUAGCAUUGCAUUGUUUAUUGCAUCAUGAGGAUACUGGACCACUAUGCAAGACCUAGUAUAUAUGACAGAGAGCGCCAAAGUGUCUGCCUUAUGAUGUAACAGUAGGAAGUAUUACUACCUCGGAUACUCAAUGACAUGUAAAAUAUCUGUUGCGUUUCAUAAGUGCUAAAAACAUAUAUUUACCUGGACUGUUAAUAAAGGCGGAUUUGAGCUGGGGA